Molecule: messenger RNA, 2238 nt
Organism: Metarhizium brunneum ARSEF 3297
Lineage: Eukaryota; Fungi; Ascomycota; Sordariomycetes; Hypocreales; Clavicipitaceae
Gene: orc1
Product: Origin recognition complex subunit 1
Biological process (GO): mitotic DNA replication checkpoint signaling; DNA replication initiation
Cellular component (GO): nuclear origin of replication recognition complex
Molecular function (GO): ATP hydrolysis activity; chromatin binding; ATP binding
Source: RefSeq, a predicted model, not a curated record
AUGGCGCCGCAUAAUCUCACCAGAAGGGGGCCCGAGCCCGCUGUUCGGAGAAGGAAGACUUUGCCCGGAAUCAGCCGUGAAGAUUCAGACGACGAGCUGGGCAGCGAUGAUUUACCCUGGGAAUGGAUCUACAAUGUCGAGGAUCCGGAGCGAGCGAACCAUGAUGCGCAAAACGAUCGAAAAAGGCGGAAAGUUAUGGGAACCAAAAUUGUUGGAGCUCGAAUGGGCACUUUUGAAUGUCGGAUAGGUGACACGGUCUUGCUGAAAGCUGAUGGCUCUAAUGAAGCUUGGGUAGGCAUCAUUUGCGAGUUUGUAGAGGACGACGGGGAAGGCGACAAUGCAGCAAAUUUCAUGUGGUUUUCAACAGAGAAAGAAAUCCGUAAUAAGGAUAAAAAGCGGAAUGAUUUCUAUUGGGUGUGCUUGCUUCCUAUCCGUUCAAGGCUAUCGAAAGAAGAAUAUACUAACCGGACCGAUAAGAACGAGCUUUACAUAUCCCCGUCAUGGGAUAUCAAUCCCUUGGCGUCAAUAAAUGGCAAGGCCAAGGUGAUGUCACUGGAGGCCUUUUUAUCAAAGUACCCGUCUGGAAAAAUCCCCCGCCAGUCGAAAGACUAUGGCAAGACAUUUGUUUGCCGUCGGGGCUGCAAUACUAGAACGGCAACCUACACGGAGGAAUUCAUUUGGGAAGAGAUGUAUUCAAGUGUUGAUGACAUGUUCAAAUUGAUAGAUUUUGUCGAAAAGAACACAAAGGCAGCUCGGGGUCGAAGGAAAGCCCGGGAGCAAUCGCCACAAGACACUGCAUAUUUACCUCCGCAAACUCCUACUAAAGGUUCCCGGACUACUAUCACAACACCGCAGUCCAAGCGUAGUCAUGCAGAGCCAGGCUCUCGCUCCCAAAAGAGGGGGACCGGAAAGAAACUCGAGUUCACACCACUUGCAAUGAGAAAGCUCUCUCCCAGCGCAGUUCAAUCCUCACCGUUCCAGAUAGCACGCUCUCGCCUCCACGUAUCCUCCGUCCCGACAAGCUUGCCUUGUCGAGAAGGGGAGUUCUCCCUUGUCUACUCUCACCUUGAAGCAGCAAUUACAGACGGUAGCGGAAAUUGCAUUUACAUCUCGGGCACCCCCGGCACAGGCAAGACGGCUACGGUCCGUGAAGUCAUAUCUCGUCUGGAGGAUGCAGUUGGGUCAGACGAGUUGGAUGAUUUCAUAUUCGUGGAGAUCAAUGGCAUGAAGAUUACAGACCCUCAUCAGUCGUAUACCCUGCUCUGGGAAGCACUACGGGGACAGCGAGCAAGCCCAUCGCAGGCUCUCGAUCUACUGGAAAGAGAAUUCAACAAUCCUAGUCCCCGACGUGUCCCAUGUGUAGUGUUGAUGGAUGAACUAGAUCAACUGGUGACGAAAAACCAGGCCGUCAUGUACAACUUCUUUAACUGGCCGACUUUGCGGCAUAGUCGUCUUAUUGUUUUGGCCGUUGCGAAUACCAUGGAUCUUCCAGAAAGAACACUUAGCAAUAAAAUCAGCAGUCGCUUAGGCCUCACUCGCAUUACAUUUCCAGGUUACACCCAUGAACAGCUUAUGAAGAUUAUACAAUCCCGCCUAGAGGGCGUUCCUGGGAACGUCGUAGACGCAGACGCCGUCCAGUUUGCUAGCAGAAAGGUAGCCGCCGUGAGUGGAGAUGCCAGAAGAGCGCUGGAUAUCUGCCGCCGGGCUGUGGAAAUCGCAGAAGGCGAUGCGCAAGGUGACCCGAUGACACCGAGUAAAAACGGCACACAAGAUUUGACUCGCCGUGGAAAGGUCACCAUUGCCACCAUCAAAAAGGCCAUCAACGAAGCGACUACAAACCCCGUGCAACAACACCUGCGAGGGCUUCCUUUAAUGUCGAAACUGGUCAUGGCAGCUGUCCUUUUCAGGAUCCGAAGAACAGGCCUAGCAGAGUCGACUUUUGGCGAAAUCUUGGACGAGUUACAACGAGCGACAGCUCAUUCAUCGCCCGCGCUCCCCGGUAUGGCGCAAAUUCUAGACAGCGGCCUUCAGGGGACACCAGGAGCCACCCACCGACACCGGGGGAGGCCAAGCUACGUCCACACAGCUGCGCUGGAUCUUGCUGCGGCAGGACUCAUAAAUAUAGAAGCACAUCGGGCCGAACGUUCUACCAAGUUGCGGUUGACCAUUGCCGAUGACGAGGUCAAAAUGGCACUUCGGGACGAUGGAGAUCUGAGAGCCAUGGGACUCGGUGUAUAG